UGGUUCAUAUAAUCAAACAGACUCAUACAUGAUAAUUCCAUCAGUUGAUGAUCUCUAAUGGAUGAUCCUUCCAGUUCCAGACCUUCCUCCUCCUCUUCCACAAAUGUCUUCCUCAGUUUUAGAGGCCCCGACACUCGAAAGAGCUUUGUCUGUCAUCUCCACGGAGCUCUGGAACGGAAAGCAGUCAGUGCCUACCUUGACACUGAAAAUCUCAGAAAAGGCGAUGACAUAUCGGAUCUACUGAAAGCCAUUGCCGAAUCAAAGAUUUCGAUUGUAGUUUUCUCUAAAAACUACGCGUCUUCCAUAUGGUGCUUGAAGGAACUGGUCAAGAUCAUGGAAUGCAAUAAGGCGCCGCAGAAGCAGCAGGUUGUGCUUCCCAUUUUCUACGAUGUAGAACCAUCCGACGUUCGUUACCAGAAGGGAAGUUUUGCCGAAGCUUUUGACAAGCACGAACAACGCCAUGGAAAGGACAACGAGGAACUGCAGAGCUGGAGAACCGCUUUAAGGGAAGCCUCCAACAUAUCUGGAUCUUAUUCCAACGAUUAUCAAGACGAUGUCAGGCUAAUUGAUGAUGUUGUAAAAAGUGUCUUUAACAAGUUGCUUCGCAUAUCGUCAAGUAGUAAAGAGAGUGGUUUGGUUGGAAUUGAGUCACGCAUACAAAUAAUGAAACUAGUACCGCCUUUUCAUGAUCAGAUAUAUAAAGUUCGCAAAGUAGGAAUCUGGGGAAUGGGCGGCAUCGGUAAAACUACCAUUGCUACGGCAGUUUAUAACCGACUUCGUUCCCAGUUUCAUUGUAGUUGCUUUGUAGAAAAAAUCAAGAUACACCUCCAGGAGGGUGGAAUAAGACUGCUGCGAUACAUUCUAUCUCGUUUGUUGGACUCUGACCAAGUGCAUCAAAUAGGCACUUUGGAAGAGGGGUAUAACAGAAUGGAAGGGCUAAAAGACCGUAGAGUUCUCGAUGACGUAGACAAACGAGAGCAGAUUGAUCCCUUAUUAGAUGGAUCUUCAUUUGGUUAGAUGGAUCUUCAUUUGGUUAGAUGGAUCUUCAUUUGGUGAAGGAAGCAUAAUAAUUGUAACAACUAGGGAUCGUCAUCUUCGUAUUCUGUUGAGUUAUUAAGUGAAACCGAAGCUCUGGACUCUUGAGCCAGUAUGCCUUUGAAACAACCGAACCCUCAGAAGAGCAUAAUCAUCUAUCAAAGCGUGUUGUAAAUUAUGCUAAAGGUUUGCCUCUAGCACUUGAAGUCAUGGGACGUCUUCUUGUUGACAAGAGUGCAA
This is a messenger RNA of Argentina anserina (silverweed cinquefoil), 1275 nucleotides long. RefSeq names its product toll/interleukin-1 receptor-like protein. Gene Ontology annotation, biological process: defense response; signal transduction. NCBI's taxonomy places the organism in Eukaryota, Viridiplantae, Streptophyta, Magnoliopsida, Rosales, Rosaceae. The transcript has 2 exons. The record is from RefSeq and is a predicted model, not a curated record. Gene Ontology annotation, molecular function: ADP binding. The coding region runs from base 58 to 1017 and encodes 319 amino acids.